Messenger RNA from Physeter macrocephalus (sperm whale), 2023 nucleotides. RefSeq names its product caudal type homeobox 2 (gene CDX2). Gene Ontology annotation, biological process: animal organ morphogenesis; cell differentiation; regulation of transcription by RNA polymerase II. NCBI's taxonomy places the organism in Eukaryota, Metazoa, Chordata, Mammalia, Artiodactyla, Physeteridae. Bases 139 to 1062 code for a protein of 307 amino acids. The record is from RefSeq and is a predicted model, not a curated record. Gene Ontology annotation, cellular component: nucleus. Gene Ontology annotation, molecular function: RNA polymerase II transcription regulatory region sequence-specific DNA binding; DNA-binding transcription factor activity, RNA polymerase II-specific. The transcript is spliced from 3 exons.
CGGCGGAGCACCGCGGGCCGGGGCGCAGCCACCCGCCGCUCCGACGCCCCCUCGCCCCUUUGCCAGCGCGGCCCCCGGCAGCCUCCCGCGUCCGUCCCCGGGCAGCAUGGUGAGGUUUGCCGCCGGGCCCUCGCCACCAUGUACGUGAGCUACCUCCUGGACAAGGACGUGAGCAUGUAUCCCAGCCCCGUGCGCCACUCCGGCGGCCUCAACCUGGCCCCGCAGAACUUCGUCAGCCCCCCGCAGUACCCGGACUACGGCGGCUACCACGUGGCGGCCGCCGCCGCCGCCGCCGCCGCCGCGAACUUGGACAGCGCGCAGUCCCCGGGGCCGUCCUGGCCGCCUGCGUACGGCGCCCCGCUCCGCGAGGACUGGAACGGCUUCGCGCCGGGGGGCGCGGCGGCCGCCGCCAACGCCGUGGCGCACGGCCUCAACGGGGGCUCUCCGGCCGCCGCCAUGGGCUACAGCAGCCCCGCCGACUACCACCCGCACCACCCCCCGCACCACCCCCCGCACCACCCGGCCGCCGCGCCCUCCUGCGCCUCGGGCUUGCUGCAGACGCUCAACCCCGGCGCGCCCGGGCCCGCCGUCCCCGCCGCCGCCGAGCAGCUGUCGCCCGGCGGCCAGCGGCGGAACCUGUGCGAGUGGAUGCGGAAGCCCGCGCAGCCGUCGCUCGGCAGCCAAGUGAAAACCAGGACGAAAGACAAAUACCGAGUCGUGUACACGGACCACCAGCGUUUGGAGCUGGAGAAGGAGUUUCACUACAGUCGCUACAUCACCAUCCGGCGGAAAGCCGAGCUGGCCGCCACGCUGGGGCUCUCCGAGAGGCAGGUUAAAAUUUGGUUUCAGAACCGCAGAGCGAAGGAACGGAAGAUCAACAAGAAGAAGCUGCAGCAGCCGCCGCCGUCCCAGCCGCAGGCUCCCCAGCCGCAGCCAGGUCCCCUGAGAAGCGUCCCGGAGCCCCUGAGUCCCGUGUCUUCCCUGCAGGGCUCGGUGCCUGGCCCUGUCCCUGGGGUUCUGGGGCCGACUGGGGGGGUGUUAAACCCCACUGUCACCCAGUGACCCACAGUGGCCUGCGGUAGCAGAGCAAUUCCAGGCUGAGCCGUGAGGAGCAUGGACUCUGCUAGAAUCCUCAGGAAAGACCCCUCCCCUCCCACCCACGACCGUUCACCAACCGACCUAGCCCUCCAAGGAAAAAUGGGGGCCUGGGGGAAAGACAGGUGCGGUUGGAGGCCUCAGGGAAGACGUUCUCCCAGAUUUUGACUUUUUCCAGUCUGACUCUUUCUGCCACUGAGGAGAUGGGAAAUGACCACCGGGGCUUCCUUUAGUACUCGGAGAAACACUGCCUGGACUGGCUAAACAGACCAGCCUUUCAGCCCCCUCCUCAGCUCUUUGCCUCCAAAAUCUGCAGGAUGCCUCUCUGGUUGGAGCUGAGGGGGGGGGGGGCGACUCAGGGGACCGCCAGGGAUGGAGCCAAGAUGGCUGCUGUCCACUCACUGCCCUCCAAGGACCCGCUGGCCCCUCUUGCCUCAAGGGCAGGCAAGGUUCAGACCGCAGAAGCCAGAGGCAGCUGAGCUGGAAACCUGGACCCACUGAAGAGUGCAGAACCCCCAGGUCUUUGUCUUUCUUCUCUUCCCUUCCCAGGCCAGCAAAGGCUUGGCUGGUGCAUGGGCAGUGUGUGGUGUGAGGGGGAGGUUACUGGACUCCAGGCCUGACGAGGGGGCCCCGAGACAGGGCCUUGUUUAGAAAGCCUGUCACCAGAGCUUCUCUGGGCUGAAUGUAUGUCAGUGCUAUAAAUGCCAGAGCCAACCUCGACUUCCUGUGAUUUUCACAAUCUUGGGGCUGAUGAAAAAGGGGAGUUUUUGUUGUUGCUGCUGUUUGGGUUAUUGGUCUGUGUAACAUCCAAGCCAGCAUUUUAAAAGCCUUCUGGAUCCAUGCGGAGAGAAGUGAUACGGUGAAGGGAAGUGUGUGUGUGGGGGGGUAUUUGGACACGGUUGAAUUUUUUUUUUCUAAAAAGAAAAAA